Molecule: messenger RNA, 4084 nt
Organism: Toxotes jaculatrix (banded archerfish)
Lineage: Eukaryota; Metazoa; Chordata; Actinopteri; Toxotidae
Gene: esrp2
Product: epithelial splicing regulatory protein 2
Exons: 16
Coding region: 187-2340 (717 amino acids)
Biological process (GO): regulation of RNA splicing
Cellular component (GO): ribonucleoprotein complex; nucleoplasm
Molecular function (GO): mRNA binding
Source: RefSeq, a predicted model, not a curated record
GUCUGACCGCAAACUCUUUCGUGGCUCCUCUGAAAAUAAUCUCCCCCCUUUUUCUCUCUCCGUUUACCUCAAUUGAGUUUCCAGCCCUUUUGUUCGCUCUUCUUAUCACUUGGAAAAAGGUGAACCCUCGUGUUAUUUUUAUUUUAAUCUUUGCUUUAAUUGUAGUUUUUACCCUUGUGGUCCCUGAUGGCUUCGCACAGUGAUACUCUGGUGGUGUUCUUUGGGGCAACAGCUGGUGCAAAUGGGGGUAAACUGGGUUCGGAUGAGAGGGAAAUAAUUCUCUUGGUGUGGCAAAUUGUGGAUCUACAUGAGAAAAAGGUCGGGAAGCUCCAUAGAUGUCUUGUCAAGCCCGACACUUUGGAGCUGACAGACCAGUGUAAAGAGGAGACGGGACUGACUCUGGACGACAUUGUCAAAGCUGAGCCCCUGGACAAAGUCCUGCAACAGUUCCAGCAGUCAGUGUCAUCAGAAGUGAAAUCCCUCGGCAGGAGCUCUUGCACACUCUGCGUCAACAGUCCCCUUGUCAUCCGACAGGCCCUCCACCCCGAAGCUUCCAAAAAGAAUCUAGUCCUUCCUGAAUGUUUCUUUUCAUUUGUGGACGUGAGAAAAGAGUUUCACAAAUGCUGCCCCAGUGCCGGCCCUGUGCAGAAGCUCACCCUCACCUCCAUGUUGGAAUAUGUUGGUCUUCCUGCUGUGUCAGAACAGUUGGUGGGUGUGAGGGAGGUGAGAAGCAUGGUGCAGCUGACGCUCUGCAUCCUGGCUGAGCCCUACAAUCACAAAUUCUCCUGUGUCGAAACUGUGAAAUACAAGUUCGAUUCCGGCACAUGCAGUAAGACCGAGCCGGUGGACAGUGAGACAGUGAUCAGAGCGCGGGGGCUCCCAUGGCAGUCAUCAGACCAAGACAUUGCUCGCUUCUUCAAAGGCCUCAAUAUUGCCAAGGGUGGCGUGGCCCUGUGUCUUAAUGCUCAGGGCAGGAGGAACGGCGAGGCCUUAGUUCGUUUCAUCAACUCAGAACACAGGGACCUUGCCCUGGAGCGCCACAAGCACCACAUGGGCAGCCGCUACAUCGAGGUCUACAAGGCCACAGGAGAGGAAUUCCUCAAGAUUGCAGGAGGUACAUCUAAUGAGGUGGCCCAGUUCCUGUCCAAAGAGAACCAGGUGAUUAUCCGUAUGCGGGGGCUGCCGUUCACUGCCACAUCCCAGGAAGUGCUGUCCUUCCUCGGUCCCGAGAGCCCAGUUACAGAUGGUGCCGAGGGUCUGCUCUUUGUCAAGUACCCCGACGGACGACCCACCGGUGACGCGUUUGUGCUCUUCUCCUGCGAAGAAUACGCCCAGAAUGCCCUAAAGAAGCACAAGCAGAUCCUGGGGAAGCGGUAUAUCGAGCUGUUUCGGAGCACUGCGGCUGAGGUGCAACAGGUCCUGAACCGCUACAUGUCCACACCUUUAAUCUCCACACUGCCCCCUUCUCCCAUCGUGCCUGUCCCAGUCCUCGCCACGCCUCCCUUCCUUCCAGCGGCCAGCAGCACUCGCGACUGUGUUCGUCUGCGUGGUCUGCCCUACACCGCCGGCAUUGAAGACAUCCUGGAGUUCAUGGGAGAGCACACCAUUGACAUCAAACCCCACGGAGUCCACAUGGUCCUCAACCAACAGGGUCGACCCUCUGGCGAUGCCUUCAUCCAAAUGAAGUCACCUGACAAAGCAUUUAUGGUGGCCCAGAAGUGCCAUAAAAAGACAAUGAAGGACCGGUAUGUCGAGGUGUUCCAGUGCUCCACAGAGGAGAUGAGCAUCGUGCUGAUGGGAGGAACCCUGAACCGCAGCGGCCUCUCUCCUCCACCCUGCAAACUUCCCUGUCUGUCUCCCCCCACAGCCUAUGCUGCCUUCCCCACCCCACCUGCCAUUCUCUCUGAGGCUGCCCUCUACCAGCCCCCCCUGCUGGCUGCUCCCAGACCUCCUCAGACCACUGCACACAGCCCUGCUCACACUCUGGCUUACUACCCUCCUCAACCACACCUGUACAUGAAUAUGAACAUGAACUACACGGCUUACUACCCCAGUCCCCCAGUUUCUCCCUCCACAGUUAGCUACUUUGCAGCUCCACCUGGAGCAGUGGCAGCGGCAGUGACAGCCCCGCCCCACCCCGUCUCGGCCGCCGCCUCUCCUGUGCUGCCCCAGCCUGGCGCCCUGGUCAGGAUGCAGGGUCUGCCCUACAACACCGGAGUCAAGGACAUCCUCAGCUUCUUCCAGGGAUACCAGUACGCCCCUGACGAGUACAGCGGCGUGGUUCAGAUGAGCGAACAGGCCAGGAGUCUGAUUCAGCCCAAAGAGUGGCUCUGUCUUUAGGGACUCACCCCAAGCUCCAACCAGAUGCCGUUCUCAUCUUGUACAACUUCAGUGGCCAGUGCAGCGGCGAGGCCUUGAUCACCUUCCCUAGUGAGGAGAUCGCCAGGCAGGCUGUAGCCGAGCGCUCCAACCACCCCUUCUACGGCCAGCAGGUCCACUUGGUCUUCUGUAACUGACCACUAGCCCACUGUCUGUCUCCUCCUCCCUCGAUUUAACCUCCCAUCGAAGAGCAUUCAUCUCCCAGCUUCCCCAUAAAACCUGAACAAACUCGAUGAGUUUGAUCCCAGUUUUACAUAAAACACCUACUGAAACUUUUACCAUUUCUGUGAUCUGCCAUUCGUUAAUAGACACCUCACACUGCUGGCCCUGACACUCCAGAAGCUGUUGUUGGAGUUUGAUCAUCCACAGGUGAAGCAGCACAGGUCAUUAAAGCUUUGCCUCGUGCUAAUGACUUUGUGGAUGUUGUGCAUAGCAUUACUGUGUGUUUGCACCUACUGUAAUAGCUGGUUGUGGAAAGGAGAUGGUGUGGAGCCUGGACAAAUCCUGAACAGUGGCUCUGUGAAUUUAAAUGCUCUAUACACUGUAUUUGUGCUCCCGUAUAACUGGACAGAUUUCCAUCCUGAAAUGCUUGAGGCUAUACAAACCACUUCUGCUCAUACUCUUUUCUGUACGUUGCUGAAUUUUCACUCUUGACCACUAGAUUUUGGUUUAUGAUAGUUGUUGCUAUUUGUGUUCGCUCUGUGCAACAAACACAGAUGCGUGUAUGUGCGUGCACAAUGUUUAUUCAUUUGAUGGUCUCCAGUGGUGCCAUUGAAAAGCUGAUUUAAAAAAAAAAAAAAAAAAAAAAAGCCAUAAAGACUGACGGACUACUGAAAUGAGGAGUGUAUCUCAGACUCUUUAGCUAUCAUUUGAAUUCAUUUGAACUAACCUUGAGCUGCAGGGACUGUUAGUUAAAACUGUAUAAAACUCUGUAUAAAGCAUUUAUGUCUGACGUAUAUCAUCCCAUUGAGACCUUUUCCAAGCACUACAGAUUUGUUUUUUUUUUUCUUGCUCCAAUCAAUGAGUUAAAGAACUGCUCGUCCGAGUAGCAUGAUGAACUUUUUAUUAAUCCCAUUUCUUUACAAAAGUAGAUAUUUUGUUAUUAAAUCUAAAAAGGACACAGAUGUAUCCUGAAGUCUUUUAUAAUGAUCAACCUCAGCUGGUGUACAGUUUCUUUUCUGUGUGUUUUUUUUUUGGUUUGUUUCCAGACUAUUUAUAAAUAUCAGUCUGUAGCAUCUUUAAUUCCUGCUUAUGACCGGAGUACUGUGGUAAACCUGCAUGAAUUUUCCUCUGAUGAGACCUGUUGACACCCGUCUUAGUUUUUUUCCUCAUCUAUACUGUGCCUACAUUACCCAGAGUGCAAUACUGGUCCAAACAGGGCUAGGUCAACCUCUGGUGGCAGAGGAGAUACUUCCUUUUUGUUGCAAGGUUGAAACUUGCUUGAAUUUAGCUCUGUGUAAAUUAGAUAAACACUGUAAAUGAUAAAAAUGUUGAAAAUGAUCCAUGUUGCAUUUGGUCUCAUUUAAAGAGAUGAAUUCAUAAGACAUCAGUAAAACUAAUGAUAACAUGUUACCCCCACAUUAAAAAAAAUCUUUCCAUAAAGGGAAGAAAUACACUUUAAAAGAUGUAUGGACAGUCUUUAGCUUAGCAUGCAGUGUGUAAUGCAGUUAUUAAUAAAGGUAAAAAAAAAAAAAAAAAAAAAAAA